Cucurbita pepo subsp. pepo (vegetable marrow) is the source of this 1494-nucleotide messenger RNA. Its product is annotated as zinc-finger homeodomain protein 2. NCBI's taxonomy places the organism in Eukaryota, Viridiplantae, Streptophyta, Magnoliopsida, Cucurbitales, Cucurbitaceae. Gene Ontology annotation, biological process: regulation of developmental process; regulation of DNA-templated transcription. Gene Ontology annotation, molecular function: transcription cis-regulatory region binding; DNA-binding transcription factor activity. The record is from RefSeq and is a predicted model, not a curated record. Gene Ontology annotation, cellular component: nucleus.
CACAAACCCUAAUCUCUCUCUUCCUCUCUCUCUUUCUCUCUCUAGUUCAUGGUGCUGAUGAAACCAAUCUGGUUUCUGAAUCUGACUUCGUUUUUUUUUUCAAAUGCGCAACGCUACCUUUCUCUACUCUUAUGCUUAGCUCUUCCUAUCUCUAUCUAAUUUCUGAGGAACAAACAGAGCAAAAAAGAGCAUGCAGGGAAGGAAUUAAUUAAUUUGCGUACCUCAAACUGUUUGAAAUCCGAGCUCUGUUUUGAGAUCUCUCUGCUGUUUGUUCAUCUCUGUUGUGGUUGAGGUUUUGAAAUUCAUGGAUAUGCGAGAGCAGGAGAAGGAAGUAAUGAUGCCUGCUGUUUCUGGCGGUGGAGGCGGAUAUGCGCAUAUUUUUGGGGAAACGUCGUCUGGAGUUGUGGAGAGGAGAAUCGAGUCGGUUCAUAAUGGUUCUCAUCAUCAUAUCCAACCAGAGCAUCUCGACGCUGAUCUUGUUGCUGGAGAGGAUGUGCGCGGCGGCGGAGGCGGCGGCGGUGGAGGUGGCGGCGGAGGCGGCGGCGGUGGAGGUGGCGGUGGAGGUGGCGGUGGUGGAGGUGGAGGUAGAUCCAAGGUGAGAGGAGCGGGGACUGGAGUUAGGUAUCGAGAGUGUUUGAAGAAUCACGCGGCGAGCGUUGGGGGGAAUAUAUACGACGGAUGCGGGGAGUUUAUGCCUAGUGGUGAAGACGGAACCCUAGAGGCUUUGAAAUGUGCCGCCUGUGAAUGUCAUCGAAACUUCCACAGGAAAGAAAUCGACGGCGAGAAUCAAUUAAGUAUCGGUGCUAAUUACAGAAGAGGAUUAAUGUUACCUCAUCUCCAGCUUCCUGCGCCAUUACCGUCUCCUUCCGCUCUCCACGGACACCAUAAAUUCUCCAUGGCGUUGAAUCUCCAUUCCAGUCCUACCGCUCCAAUCAUCGCUCCAAUGAACGUCGCCUACGCCGGUGGUGGCGGAACCGAGUCUUCCAGCGAGGAUUUGAACGUCUUCCAAUCAAAUGCCGAGGUCAUGCCGCCGUCUUCCUACACCUUAUCGAAAAAGCGCUUCCGUACGAAGUUCACACAGGAGCAAAAGGAUCGAAUGCUCGAGUUCGCAGAGAAGAUCGGAUGGAGGAUUCAAAAGCAAGACGAAGAAGAAGUGGAGAGAUUCUGUAGCGAAGUCGGAGUGAAACGGCAAGUCCUCAAAGUCUGGAUGCACAACAACAAGAACACAAUGAAGAAGCAGAACGACAAUAACGAACCAGAACUUGCCGUUGCCGUCGCCGUCGCCGUCGCCGGUGCCGGUUCCGGUGCCGCCGUGAUGAGUGAAUCAUAGGAAGCCAUAGCCAAUGCCUGCUCGAGGAAGAAGGUAAGAAUCACUGAAAUUUUAGGGAAAUAUCAGGUUUAUAUAAUUAGAGGAAUAUUGAGACGAUUUUAUGUCAGAGACCUUUUUGUGAUUCUUAAUCUUAAUUAAUCUUAAUUACUCUUAAUUAAUCUUAA